Messenger RNA from Xenopus laevis (African clawed frog), 2708 nucleotides. It is a transcript of the gene vps9d1.L, whose product is annotated as VPS9 domain containing 1 L homeolog. The transcript is spliced from 15 exons. Gene Ontology annotation, cellular component: endocytic vesicle; cytosol. Gene Ontology annotation, biological process: vesicle-mediated transport. Gene Ontology annotation, molecular function: small GTPase binding; guanyl-nucleotide exchange factor activity; GTPase activator activity. The record is from RefSeq and is a predicted model, not a curated record. NCBI's taxonomy places the organism in Eukaryota, Metazoa, Chordata, Amphibia, Anura, Pipidae. Bases 447 to 2357 code for a protein of 636 amino acids.
GGACAGAGAGACCAGGAGGUACCUGCAAAAAAAAACCACGCUUAUGUUUGUCAGCCUGAACCUGCCUAAACUAUAGGGUUUGGGCAAAGCCAUGCAUGCAUCACAUAAUACACAUAUUAAUUCUUAGUUUUGUUAUUGCUGCUAGUGCUGGCAGGUCUUCAGGAAAGGGAAUGCUGUGGGCUGUAGUCUGACCUGGGCACCAAAGCAGAGCUCUGAAGAUAUACUGUGAGAGCAUUGAUAUUCAUUUCCCGAGCUUUCCUUCCUUAUCUAAAGUCGCCGAUCGAUGUCAUGUCCAGCAGGUGGCGCUGUGACUUUACUUGUGUGUGCGCUUCCUAAUUCCUCCCGGGUAGGUGUGUUCUCUAUACACACCGGGUGGAUUGUGUACUGAGAGAAGACAGUUCCGGGACCGGGAGACGUCGUUUAUUUGUCUGUUUACUGAAACGCUGAUGGCUUCCUCCAUUGGGGAUGUAGCUCUGAGGCCUCUCCAGAGAGCCAUGAAGCUGGCGAACCGAGCAAUUCAACUGGACACCGGGAACCUGCAGCGGGAAGCCUAUGUGGAAUACAUAAGGAGUGUCAAUUAUAUUUCCCAGUUCCUUCUGGAAGAGGCUGAACAGAUUGCUGGCAGUGGCCUACUGAGUUUAGAUUCACAAAAGAUGCUGAAACUGGCAGAGCAGUGUCUUGAAAGGGCUCACACCACAGCAGAAAAGUUGGGCCAAGCUGGUGUGGACCACCCACUGAAUCUCCGUGCAGACAUCCAUCCUCUUUCUUCCCCUCAUUCUUCCAGUGCUGCCAGCUCUACCUCUAGAUUGUCUUCUCUCUCCUCUAUGUCUCAUUCUUCAGGUCAUCGCAGGGCCUGCUCUGAUGAGAUGCAGAAGCUCAGCCCUUUUCCACCACCAGAGAUUUUCCAAAUGCUGCUGGCAGCUGAGGUUCAAAGAGGCAAAAAAGAGCUUACACCUCUGGAAGAAGCUUCCAUCCAGAAUCAGAAGCUAAAGGCUGCAUUUGAAGUCCGACUCGCCAGACUGAACCCCAGACAAGCAGCACAGAAAACUUCACUGACGCUAUCCCUUCAGCGACAAAUGAUGGAAAAUUUGGUAAUUGCAAAAGCAAGAGAAGAGACUCUUCAGAGGAAAGCAGAGGAGCGCAGACUGAGGCUAAAGGAAGAAUCAAACAGACGUUUCUCUCUAAACGAAGACAUGACUCCUGAGCAGGAAGAGCAAAGGAUCCUGUACACAGCUGUGCUGGAGUAUGAACAAGAUCAUGAUUGGCCAAAGCAUUUCAAGCAGAAGAUAAAGGGAAACCCUGAUGACAUUGACCUUGUUUCUAGCUUUAUGUGUCAAGUCCUCAGUACCCCUGACCAUCCAGUUUCCAAACUGCUAACAAGUCUUCAGUGCCAAAUAUACAGCCGGGUGUAUCCAGUUAUCAUUAAGGACCCUUUUGAGCAUAAUCCUGUUACAUCAGAUGUUUGCCACCAGUCACCGACUCUCUCACCUGCCUCCAACUCUCAGCAUUUAAAAUCAUCACAGAGUUUACAGUGUCUCCCCAGUCUUUCCCAGCCUUCAAUCAAGCACAGCCUUUCCACAGGUGAAGGGUUUGAAUGUAUGGAGGCCACAAAGGACAAGCUUAUUGAAAAAGGUCCAUGUGACAAAGAGAGGGAUAAUUCAUUUGAAGACUUGGAACACUAUCUUUCACCAACAGAAUCCUCUGUAGCCAGUGCCAAUUUAACAGUGCCUGCUCUUCUUAAAGCUGUUGUAAAGGAGAUUCAUAAUGCUAAAGACCUGCUGCUGUCUGCCUCCCUGCUGGAUCUUCCGCCUAACCCUCAUUUUAAGGAUGUCUGUGUUGAAUGCAUAGAUGAGAGUUUUUUCCCUCCAAUAUGGCCUGCUCUGCUAGCUCUGUAUAGGCACAUGCUUCUUGCCCGGGAAGAAGCUCUGCUUCAAGCCAUGAAGUUAUAUAGGGAUAAUGCUCAGUCUGUGGUUGGUGUCCCACAGAAGCUUUUCCCUGAAGAUGUGGAACAACCCUAUAAGGCAGCUGUGGAAGAACUUGGUCAUCUUCCCAUGCACCACACAUCCCAGAGGAAGAUGGAGUGCAUUGUGAGAACCAUGCGUGUAAUCUGUGAAUGUGCUGAGGAGUAUUGUACCACACCUGGCACCUCCGCUAUAGGGGCAGAUGACCUGUUACCCAUCUUGGCAUUUGUAGUGCUGAAAACACACACACCACAUCUGCUGUCAGAGUGUGCAGCACUGGAGGAGUUCAUACAUGAGGGGUAUCUUAUUGGAGAGGAUGGAUACUGCCUGACCUCACUACUGAGUGCUCUGUCAUAUGUAGAGACCUUACCGUCACUUUCAGCUCCCAGUAACUGACUGCAAGGGAUUUACGGACACUAACAACUUACUUUAUAGCCUGCUGACUGCAUUUCCUUGGCUGCCUGGUGAAAAUGUAUCAGAUGCUGUGGAUGUCGAGACACUGAUACCUUUGUAAUGGAUCUAAAUUAUCUAUUAGAUAAUCUAUUUAUUUAGCUUUUUUUACACUGCCAAAUCACAGGGAGGUGGUGGCUGGAAGAUGUCAUUAUGAAUUUGGUUUCUUCGAAGACAGACAAUAACAAGUCUGCCUUUAUGAUAUAAUAAAAAGUACAACCAAGUUUAAGGGGAAAUGUUUCCUCUUUUUAAGUCCUGUAAGUUUUAUCUGUCAUACGAAAUAAAUAAUAUACAUGU